Polypterus senegalus (gray bichir) is the source of this 1808-nucleotide messenger RNA. Its product is annotated as sterol 26-hydroxylase, mitochondrial. The record is from RefSeq and is a predicted model, not a curated record. Gene Ontology annotation, cellular component: mitochondrial inner membrane. The transcript is spliced from 9 exons. The coding region runs from base 123 to 1640 and encodes 505 amino acids. Gene Ontology annotation, molecular function: iron ion binding; monooxygenase activity; heme binding. Lineage: Eukaryota; Metazoa; Chordata; Cladistia; Polypteriformes; Polypteridae. Gene Ontology annotation, biological process: cortisol metabolic process; C21-steroid hormone biosynthetic process; glucocorticoid biosynthetic process.
CAGAAUUACGGGCACUCGAAGACGGUAGUGAUUGCCUACCCGCCUCUUUUGGAGAGUCACAUACGCGUAAACUACUGCGCUGGAGACUCACUUAUCGCCUUUGGCCGUGGUCCACCCUGCUCAUGUUUCUGGCUAAACUUGGUAACAGUCCUCGGGCUCUCUGCUGGCAUGGGGUUCGAGGGAUUCAGUCGAGCGUAUCAGUCGAGAGAACGAUUAAGAAGUACAAAUCUAUGGAGGACCUACCCGGACCGAGUGCUGCGACUACUGUCUAUUGGCUCUUCGUGAAGGGCUACGCGAACCGCAGCCACGCUAUGCAGAUUGAGCACAAGAAGCUUUAUGGUCCAAUUUGGCGCUCCACUUUCGGCUCUUUGGAACUGGUCAAUGUGGCGACAGCUGACCUGAUUCAGCAGGUGAUCCAGCAAGAGGGGAAAUAUCCAGUGCGCACCAUACUCUCACAUUGGAAAGAGUACCGAGACCUCCGAAAACAGGACUAUGGCUUGCAUGUACACACAGGAAAGGAGUGGUACCACAUUCGCAGUGCACUUAAUCCUAAAAUGCUGAAGCUCAAUGAAGUGAAUGCCUAUGUACCAGUGGUGAACAAUGUGGUGUCAGACCUUCUGCAUAGAAUCUACUACCUACGAGAGCAGAAUCCUGAUGGAACUACAGUUAACAACUUAGCUGGAGAACUCUACAAGUUUGGCUUUGAAGGUAUCUCAAGCAUCCUUUUUGAAACUCGCUUGGGCUGCCUAGAUAAGGAGAUUCCCAAGGACACACAGAAGUUCAUUCAAGCUGCAGCGGAUAUGUUAACUCAUUCAGAGACAGUCCCCUUGUUCCCCAAAUGGACCCGCUCAUUUUUACCCUUCUGGAAAAAAUUUGUCAGCGCCUGGGAUGACAUGUAUAACGUAGCAAAGUCACUGAUUGAUCAAAAAGUAAUGGAGAUUGAAGAAAAGACCAAGAAAGGCGAGGUAGUGGAUGGGAUGUAUCUCACACAUUUGCUUGUCAGCCGUGAACUUUCCCUUAGUGAAGUGUACAGCAGUUUGAUGGAGCUCCUGCUGGGAGGAGUUGACACGACAUCCAACACCCUGUCAUGGACCCUCUAUCACUUGGCUAGAGACUGUGCUGUGCAAGAACGCCUUUACCUUGAAGUCUCCUCACUUUGCCCGGACCACCAGAUUCCCACUAAGGAACACCUUUCCCAGAUGACAUACAUGAAAGCUGUCAUAAAGGAGAUUCUGCGGUUAUACCCUGUUGUGCCUGGGAAUGGGAGGAUAACAUUGGAAAAUGAGGUCAUUCUUGAAGACUACUUGUUUCCAAAAGAGACGCAGUUUCAUCUGUGCCAUUAUGCUGCAUCUUGGGAUGAAGACAACUUUCCAAAGGCCAGUGAAUUUCUUCCAGAGCGAUGGCUGAGGGGUCCAGAGAAAUUCAAACAUCACCCCUUCAGCUCAGUACCUUUUGGAGUUGGUGUGCGGGCCUGUGUGGGCAGAAGAGUGGCAGAGCUGGAAAUGUACUUGGCACUUGCAAGGCUGAUCCAGCAUUUUGAGUUCCAGCCAGAAGUUAAUGCAAAGCCAGUAGAGCCAAGAACCCGAACUCUCAUGAUUCCUGGUGCGCCUAUCAACAUGCGCUUUAUCUCCAGGAUAUAAAGAUAACCUUGGUUUGUGGUGACCCUCCAACAAUUUACAUCUGUGGACAAAAAUGGAAAUGAUUCAUUAACAGAGAGUCAUUAAAGUUGUUUUGCAAAACGGACAUGCUAAGAAUGGCUAAGGGCUGAGAAUGUUGUACUACAUAAAAAUCUAUAAACUUUUUGGAUA